Molecule: messenger RNA, 2783 nt
Organism: Phyllostomus hastatus (greater spear-nosed bat)
Lineage: Eukaryota; Metazoa; Chordata; Mammalia; Chiroptera; Phyllostomidae
Gene: GFI1
Product: growth factor independent 1 transcriptional repressor
Exons: 7
Coding region: 295-1551 (418 amino acids)
Biological process (GO): regulation of transcription by RNA polymerase II
Cellular component (GO): nucleus
Molecular function (GO): DNA-binding transcription factor activity; RNA polymerase II cis-regulatory region sequence-specific DNA binding
Source: RefSeq, a predicted model, not a curated record
AUAAGUGGCCCCUUCGGUACUCCAGCUCUUCCGAGAGUCUGAUUGCCGGAGCGAGUUUUGGUAGAGGAGGGGAGGGGCGGAGGGGCGUGUGCAAGGCAGAAGGAAGAGGCCUGAGCCCGGCCCGGGACGGGUUAUACCGCUGAGCUGUGGCGGCGACGGCGGCAGGCUCGCACCACCUGUCCGAGUGCCACCUGGUCUCGCCUAGUUGGGGCUGAACGAAAACACUCGGGUGACAGUUUGGUGACAGAGGCUCCAGGGACCCUGGGAACAGCGUGGGGAGCACGCCCGACCAUCAUGCCACGUUCGUUCCUCGUCAAGAGCAAGAAGGCUCACAGUUACCACCAGCCGCGUUCCCCUGAACCCGACUACUCCCUUCAGCAGGAGAUCCUACAGGCGCCAGGCAAAGCAGACAGUACUUCGGACACAGUGGGGGCAAAAGCGGAGCCCCGGGGCCGUUUGUCCCCCGAGUCGCAGCUGACCGAGGCCCCUGAUAGAGCCUCCGUGUCCCCCGGCAGCUGUGAGGGCAGUGUCUGCGAUCGGAGCUCGGAAUUUGAGGACUUCUGGAGGCCUCCGUCGCCCUCUGUGUCUCCAGCCUCAGAGAAGUCUGUGUGCCCAUCGCUGGACGACACUCAGCCCUUUCCCCUGCCCUUCAAGCCAUACUCGUGGAGCGGCCUGGCGAGUUCUGACCUGCGAAAUUUGGUGCAGAGCUACCGGCCGUGCACGGCCCUGGAGCGUGGUGCUGGCCUGGGCCUCUUCUGUGAGCGCACCCCGGAGCCAGGCCAUCCCGCAGCACUGUACGGCCCAGAGCGGACAGCGGGCGGCGCGGGGGCCGGGGCGCCCGGGGGAGGUAGCGCAGGAGGCAGCGCGGGCCUGGGGCUCUACGGCGACUUCGGUCCGGCUGCCGCAGGGCUAUACGAUCGGCCGACGGCGGCGGCAGGCGGGCUGUACCCAGAGCGUGGCCACGGGCUGCACGCGGACAAGGGUGCUGGCGUCAAGGUGGAGUCGGAGCUGCUGUGCACCCGCCUGCUGCUGGGCGGCGGCUCCUACAAGUGCAUCAAAUGCAGCAAGGUGUUCUCCACGCCGCACGGGCUCGAGGUGCACGUGCGCAGGUCUCACAGCGGCACGAGACCCUUUGCGUGUGAGAUAUGCGGGAAGACCUUUGGGCACGCGGUGAGCCUGGAGCAGCACAAAGCCGUGCACUCACAGGAACGAAGCUUUGACUGUAAGAUUUGUGGCAAGAGUUUCAAGAGGUCAUCGACGUUGUCCACACACCUCCUCAUUCACUCUGACACCCGGCCCUACCCCUGUCAGUACUGUGGCAAGAGGUUCCACCAGAAGUCAGACAUGAAAAAACACACCUUCAUUCACACUGGUGAGAAGCCCCACAAGUGCCAGGUGUGCGGCAAGGCAUUCAGCCAGAGCUCCAACCUCAUCACCCACAGCCGCAAGCACACUGGCUUCAAGCCCUUUGGCUGCGACUUGUGUGGGAAGGGCUUUCAGAGGAAGGUGGACCUCAGGCGGCACCGGGAGACGCAGCAUGGGCUCAAGUGAGUGCCCUGGCUGGCCACAAGCAGCUGUAACACAACACUAGGGAGCACAGCCUCCCCACUUGCCACCACCCACUUCUGACUUCUCAGGCCCCCCAGUCCAGGCUGCAGAUCCCAGCAGGUGAUCCUUCUUCGCCUUACUUCCCAGAGCUGCUGGAGGGAAUACGUUACCUUUUCAAAGUUCGUCCUGGAGUCAGAACCAAAUGACUUACUGUACUUUGGACACGAGGAAUGGGCUCCUCUACACCUGAAGACUCAAAGUCAAGAUGGGCUCAGAUAAAAUCUUGGGCCCCUCAGUCCUUCCUAUUCCCAGCUCUGCUCCAAAAUCAGGAGGGUCAUUCCAGUUUCUUCCCUCCUCUUUCUGAUCCACCCCAGAUACUGGUGUGGAAGAAGAAGAAUCACCUUUACAAGGUAGACAGACGCUAAUUUUUUAAAAUAUAGAAUGAAGAAUGAGUGUUAUUUUUCUUUUUUCCUUCUGGGGAGUCAGUUGACCCCUUUCUGUUGGGUGCUGCCUAUAAAUCUUGGAGGAAUCAUUUCUGCCACUGGAAGACUGGCUCAGAAACUGACUUGGGGAAGUAGUUUCAUACUUCUGAAAUUACAAGAUACACUGUAGGGCCUGUCCCAAGAAAGCUGAAGAAAAGUGGGCCUGGUGUUGAGAAGAGAUUAAAGGCCUCCAAGCCUGUGAAGGCUUCAUCGGAGGAGGUGGAAGCACAGAGCAGCAGCCUUUGGACACGGUAUCAUCCAUUCACAGCAAAUAUUUGUUGACCACUGGUUACCAUGGUACCGGGCCCUAUGCUAGGUACUGUGGAGCCAGAGAUUAAGGUCUCAGCCUCUGUCCCCUGCAUUUCAAAAACUAACAUUCGUACCUCCAAGUGGCUGGAUCUGUUCUUUCCCUCCAAAGGAAUUCUGAGAAGGCAAAAUAGUCUUGAACCUUCUCUUUUGACCCAUUUGGCUUUUGUCAAGCAUAAGAAAAAAUAGCUGAACAAAUACUUCAAAGAUUUGUGUGUAUAUUCAGUUUUUUUAUUGUUAAGCUGAUUUUUUAAAGAUGUCUAAGCUAGCAGGCAUGUGGGAGUGAAGGCUCUGUCUUUCACUCUUCCCCCUUCUAUGUGUACUGCAGAGAAGUGGUAAUUUCCUUUCAUGAGGUUUAUAAAUGUUUUUUAGAUCUUCUGAAAUGCAUUAUGUUAAUACGUAUUUAUUAGAGUGAUGUUUUAAGUUAAUAAAGUAUUAAGACUCUUA